This is a messenger RNA of Phaeodactylum tricornutum CCAP 1055/1, 1781 nucleotides long. RefSeq lists its product with no specific name. The transcript has a single exon. Bases 1 to 1761 code for a protein of 586 amino acids. NCBI's taxonomy places the organism in Eukaryota, Bacillariophyta, Bacillariophyceae, Surirellales, Neidiaceae. The record is from RefSeq and is a predicted model, not a curated record.
AUGGGCAAUAGCGAUUCGAGCAGUCGGUCUCCGGCGUCACUCGCUGACCGGGAUAUCGAAGAUCUCGGUCGGCGCUUUCCCUUUGGCGAUACCGAACUCCAAGCCCUCUACGCCGCGUACGGAGCAAUGGCGUAUCCCGGGUCGGCAGUUCACCGGGUGUCCUUUUGGUCGGACUGGGCACGAGCGAUUCGCCGUCCGGGUCGUGACGCAGCGGAGGCGACCGUGGCAACGGACACGGCGUUGUUGCUCCGGGUGUGCGAAACCAAAAUCCUCACGCCCGAUCUGGGCACCCGGCUCUACCGAGCCGCCUUUUGGGUACCGGGCGACGUGCUCUGGUACGGUGGUACCGGACAAUCCCAAAAUCCGAAAUCUCUUGGGGAACAAGUGAACGCCGUGCCGCUGGCCAAGGACGGUUCCCCCGAACCAACUACAUCGGACGAGUAUACCCGUAAAGCUCGUCUCGAGCGAACCUUUGAAGGGUUGACCUUGUCGUCCCGCAAAGGCUCCGGACCCGCCGUCAAGGUUCUCUUUGACGCGCUCGCCCUUGAUCCCCACGCACCCGCCACUCUCACUACCGUACCGACACGUAUACGGGCUUUCGAUUUCGUCACGGCGGGCUACCGCUUGGCCAUGGCCACGGCGUUUUUGGCUGCGGCCGCGCACGACAAUGACGACGCCGACGACAUGGCCGGUUUCCUCCCCGAGGCCGAUUCUUCCGGACGCGAUGCGGUUGCCUUGCGAGCGUUGGCGCAGUCUCUGACGGAGCGAGCCCGUAUGCGAGAAGCUCGGCCGGGAAUGUCGAUCGAGUCCCCGCACGAGGACCAUACCGAUGAUCACGUGGAAUUGGAAGAUGUUUACGACUGGAUCGACGCCGUCGCUCCCUUAUUCGCCUCCAUUUUGCCGACGUUUUGGCACCAAAUUCUGUUUCCUCAUCAAGCCUAUCCCCCUUCGCGGACCGCAUUUUCCUUCCCCCGCGUUCCCUGCGAUUCCGUCUUUUUCGAAUCCACCUCCAGUCCAACGCUCUUUACGUUGGGCUGUCUAUCCAAGUCCCUCACUGGUGUUUACUACCGACUCUACACUUCCGCCAGCGACGGCCUCUCCUUCAAUCGUUUACAAAACGCGCUCUUGGGAUAUUCCGGACCGACGCUGUUGUUGAUCCGGACCACGGGUGGCGCCAUCCUCGGUGCCUUCACCGCUUCGGCCUGGAAGGAAUCCCGCGACUUUUACGGCAACACGGACUGUUUUUUGUUUUCCGCGGCCCCCGUGACGGCCGUCUACCGCCCCACGGGCACGGGUCGUAACUUUAUGUACUGCAACUCCUUCGCUCGCUCACGUGGGUACGACCAACAAGCACACGGGAUCGGUUUUGGCGGUACCGUCGACGAACCGCGAUUAUUUCUGUCGGAAUCCUUCGAUGCGUGUCGUGCCGGAGCACAGGACUGCACGUUUGCCAACGGAUCGCUCCUACCCCGGACCAGUUCCGGAGCGCCGCAGACAAAUUUCGAACUAGACGCGGUGGAAGUCUGGGGCGUCGGAGGGGACGACGUGGUCGACGCGGCGUUGGGCCAACGGCAAAAGGCGCGGGCUCUCCGGGAAGAAGGGAUCCGGCGAGCGCGCAAGGUGGACAAGGCGCAAUUCUUGGACGACUUCCGAUCCGGCUUGAUGGAUUCCAAAGCCUUUCAACAUCGACAGCAAAUGCGGGGUCGGGCCGAUGUGGAUUGCGAAGAACGAGCGACCAAACAGUACGAGUACGAAAAGUAAAUUAGAAGAUGUUGCUUCGG